AUGGACAACAAUCCCUCCCUGUCCUCCAGAAACACCAGGAAUGAACCAUAUGACGAUCCUUUUUCUGACCAUUCUCGCCUCCAGGCUCCCUAUCGGGGCCCUGACCCUCUCUCCCAGGCGGAUGGGCGUUCCCUGACCUCGCGCCCUUACGGAAGCUCGACCAGCCUGGCUCAAGAUCCCCAGAAUGAGAUGUACGAUGACGACGAAUAUGUCGAAAAGUUGCCUUUGAACGUUGGCCAGGGUUUUGCUGGUGGAUUCUACCCCCCUCCACAGCCUGUAGACCCCAAUAGUUUUGGUGAUCCAUAUGCGGAUGGAAGACCCAUGUCCGUCGUUUCUACCUCUACAAAUGGCAUGGACAAUGCCUGGAGACGGAGGCAAACCAUCAAGCGUGGCGUGACCCGCAAGGUAAAGCUCACCAAUGGAAACUUCAUUGCGGAAUAUCCUGUCCCUACACCUGUCUACUCUGCUAUCGAGGCAAAAUACAAGUCCGCGAAUACGACGGAAUUCUCACACAUGCGAUACACCGCCGCCACGUGCGACCCUGAUGAGUUCAACGAAGCAAAUGGCUGGUCCCUGCGCACAAAGAUGUACAAUCGCCAAACCGAGCUGUUAAUUGCGGUGACGUCAUAUAACGAAGACAAAACCCUGUAUGCCAGAACCCUGCAUGGUGUCAUGCUCAACAUCCGUGACAUCUGCAAAACAAAGCAAUCAAAGUUUUGGCGAAGUCACACAGAAGACGGCAACCCUGCAUGGCAAAAGAUUACUGUCGCUCUUAUCGUCGAUGGGCUGGAACCUAUGGACAAGAGUGUACUGGAUGUCCUGGCUACUGUCGGUGUCUACCAAGAUGGUGUCAUGAAGAAACAAGUCGAUGAAAAAGACACGGUCGCUCAUAUUUUUGAGUAUACCACCCAGCUAUCCGUAGACGCUACACCACAGCUUGUCCUUCCUCAAGCAAACGAUGGCAACAACCUCGUUCCUGUGCAAAUUAUCUUCAUUCUGAAAGCCAAGAAUCAGAAAAAGAUCAACUCGCAUCGUUGGCUUUUUAACGCCGUCGGUAAAAUGCUCCAGCCUGAGGUUUGUGUUCUCAUUGACGCAGGUACCAAGCCCGGUCACAAGUCCAUCUUCUAUCUUUGGGAAGCAUUUUACAACGACCCUAAUCUCGGAGGAUGCUGUGGUGAAAUUCACGCCAUGAUCAAGGGUGGCAAAAAACUUCUCAAUCCUCUCGUCGCUGCUCAAAACUUUGAGUACAAAAUGUCCAAUAUUCUGGACAAACCGCUGGAGAGUAGCUUUGGCUACGUCUCAGUGCUGCCCGGUGCAUUCUCAGCAUACCGAUUCCGUGCCAUUUUGGGAAGGCCACUCGAACAGUACUUCCAUGGUGACCACUCGCUCGCUGAUCGCCUUGGGCAGAAGGGUAUAUAUGGGAUGAAUAUUUUCACUAAAAACAUGUUUUUGGCCGAGGAUCGUAUUCUUUGCUUUGAGCUUGUCGCAAAGGCUGGAGAGCGCUGGACGCUUACUUAUGUCAAGCCAAGCAAGGCCGAAACGGAUGUUCCAGAAACUGCAGUCGAACUCAUCGGCCAACGUCGACGAUGGUUGAAUGGAUCUUUUGCAGCUUCAGUCUACGCUCUCGUCCACUUCUUCUCCUUUUACAAGUCUGGUCACGGGCCUCUUCGAAUGGUCGCGCUGCAUAUCCAAGCCUUGUACAACGUUUUCUCACUCGUCUUUUCAUGGUUCGCAUUGGCCAAUCUCUGGUUAACAUUCAGCAUCAUCAUCGAUCUGCUCCCGGCGCAAAAAAUCUAUCUUUUUGGGAAUUUGGUCAUCACUCAUUGGGUUAAUUUGGCGUUCAAGUGGAUAUACCUGUCGUUCCUCGCGCUGCAGUUCAUCUUGGCUCUGGGUAAUCGGCCGAAGGGUGAACGAGUUCCGUAUGCUGUCACUUUAUGGGUCUAUGCGUUCCUCGCUGUUUAUCUGCUUGUCUGCUCUGUCUGGUUGACGGUGUUGUCCUUCAAACAACUUCCUUCUCAAAUUCAAGGAAAAUCCUUCCAGGAUGCCGUGUUUAACACAACUUUGGGACCUUUAUCGGCUGCGAUCGUGUCAACGUUUGGUAUAUACAUCAUCGCGUCGUUCCUCUACCGUGAUCCCUGGCACAUGUUCUCUAGUUUCCUUCAAUAUCUGUGUCUCGCUCCCAGUUUCACGAAUGUGCUGAACGUUUAUGCGUUUUGCAAUCUGCACGAUGUUUCGUGGGGGACUAAGGGAAGCGAUAAAGCGGAAGCACUCCCCUCUGUCUCAUCAUCGAAGAACAAAGACACGGACGUCGCCGUCGUCGAAGACCAGACACAAGCACAGGCCGACGUGGACGCUGCAUUCAAAGAGACAGUCACCCGAGCAAUCACGAAGAUCAAUAAGAAGGAGGUACCCGAAAAACCGACGUUGGAUGAUCAGAACAAGACGUUCCGCACGCGCCUUGUUGCGGUGUGGAUGCUGACGAAUGCGACGCUUGCGAUUGCGAUUGAGAAUAUUAAUAGUGUGCCGAGUCAGGAUUUGGAGAAGGAUGAGCAGGCGCUGGCGAAGAAGCAGAGCACGUAUUUUGCGUUUAUUUUGUAUUCGACGUUUGGGCUUAGCGCGGUUAGGUUUGCUGGGUGUUUGUAUUACUUCUUGAAGAGGAACCUGUUCAGAUGGUUCCGCCGGAACUGA
Molecule: messenger RNA, 2688 nt
Organism: Psilocybe cubensis
Lineage: Eukaryota; Fungi; Basidiomycota; Agaricomycetes; Agaricales; Agrocybaceae
Exons: 15
Coding region: 1-2688 (895 amino acids)
Cellular component (GO): cell periphery; cell septum
Molecular function (GO): chitin synthase activity
Source: RefSeq, a predicted model, not a curated record